Messenger RNA from Didymella exigua CBS 183.55, 2883 nucleotides. RefSeq lists its product as uncharacterized. Bases 90 to 2768 code for a protein of 892 amino acids. The transcript is spliced from 7 exons. Gene Ontology annotation, cellular component: endocytic vesicle; plasma membrane; cytoplasm. Lineage: Eukaryota; Fungi; Ascomycota; Dothideomycetes; Pleosporales; Didymellaceae. Gene Ontology annotation, biological process: septin cytoskeleton organization. The record is from RefSeq and is a predicted model, not a curated record.
CACGAGCUUGCUGGAGCUGUAUUUUUAGGCGCAUUUAUUGAGGAGCCUAGGUGACCGAGUAAGACUGCGCACCCGUCCCCGCAGUCGUCAUGAUGGAGCUGCAGCGCAAAGAAUACCCAGCAGUGCUGCAAAGCCUCUCGCCCGCGCAGGCCGUCGACGUCCUCAAUGGGCGCAUGAAGCACGUGAGCCAAUUGAACACGCAGAUCGCAGACUGGCUGCAGGAGCGGCGUCGCGUCGAAGAACAGUACGUCCAGGGUCUGCGGAAGCUGGCGAACAGGCACCCGCCGGAUGAGGCGUCGGAACUGGGCAUCUUCUCGGUGCCAUGGCAGAAGAUCGUGAGCGCGACCGGCGCGGUUGCCGGAUCCCACGAGCACCUCGCACGGAAGAUCGAGUCAGACGUCGAGCGACCGCUGCGCGACUUCUGCGCAAAUGACCGCGAAGUGCUGGCCAUGAGCAACAUGUCCGGCAACCUGACCGCAAUGGCCAAGGAGCUGGAGGCUGCGCGGAAGAAGUCAGAGAAGCUCAAGAGCAAGGGCGCGAAGGCGAGGCCGUCUGAGGUUGGCGAGGCCGCGCAGGAGGAGCAGAAUGCCGAGCUCCAGUGGGACUCGCAGGCGCCGUUCGUCUACGAGAAGCUGCAGGCCGUCGACGAGAGCCGCCUCAACCACCUGCGAGACGCCCUCACGCAGUUCCAGACACACGAGGUGGACCAGGUCGAGCGCAGCAGGGUCACCGCCGAGGAGACGCUCAAUGUGCUCUUGAACAUCGAGACAGCAGACGAAAUACAGACAUGGCCGCUGAGGCUGCGCAAUGGAGACAUUCCUCAGCCGAGCCGCAAAAUGAGCAACCCACCGCCAGCCUCGCCAGGCAGAUCCCUUGCGCCGCCCCCAGUACCGUCCGCAGCUGGCCCGGCCGACGAUGCUCGAAGCCAGAAAAGUGGUUCCAAGGAAGAAAAGCACAGCUCGAACCCACUGAAGCGAUUUGGAACCGUGCUCGGUCGUAGGAGACAGAGCGCUCACCCAUACGGUCGUGCCUCUUCGCCUGAGGGAAAGUCAUCGUCAAACCUCAGCUCAGCAUUCGGCUUUGGAAAGAGCAAGAACAAGGACAAGGAUCUGCCUCCUCCGUCUUCUUCGGCAGAUCGACCACGCUCGCCCCUGAGACGCCUGUCCUCGAGACGUGAAUCUGAAAGAGCGCCUACGCCAGAACGCCCUCCACCAUCGAGAGACGUGAACGAAACGAACGGAACUGCUGCCGAUGACAUUGGAACAAUUCCCGCUCUCGCUCCUGUCAACGCUCCAACCAAUGGAACUACACAGAACUCGAUUCCCGAACUGAACGAAACGCUGGCCCCUCCGUCAGUCGCAGAGCCCAAGGCUGAACCUGAGAAGGAUGCUGAGGGUUUCUCCGUGCCCCCUUCGGCACUAGACGCCAUCACAGAGGCGGAGCGCGAAGCGGGAUUCACUCAAAGCGAGAGCUACUCCACACCCCAGUUCAAGCUAGACAUUAGAAACGCGCCAAUUCAAGAAGAGGGAGAGGACAAUGACGCAGCGAUGGCCAGUGUGGUCAAUACCCUGCGAGCGCAAGCGGCCCCACCGAAGCGGAACAGCACGCUCCGAGGACGCCGCGAUGUUCGUAACACGAUAUUCGUGCCUAAUCCCGCGGUGCCAGAACUGCAGAGCAUAGGAGAGUCACCCUCACCGGCGCUUCCUGCUACUGGCUCGGCUCCGCCGAGUGCUACAUUCCCGUCUCCCAGCACGCCUACGGUGUUUCCUCCGCUGAUCCCUCCUCCACAGCCCGCUUCUCCGGUCUACAAGCUUCCCCACAGAGCAUUGCUGAGUGACGAACAUGCGGCACCAGCAUCAGACACCCAGUCCAUUCGUUCGGGCCGAUCGUUGAGCAGCUCCGCUAGCACAACCGUCAAGCACCCGGACCUGCACGAGCCCGGAUUGAACGCCUCACUCGUGGAGACCGUCAGUGCAUGGUUCGAACAAGGCAGCGUGACCAAGGCCAUGGUGAUUGGGCAGGUGGCGCUCGCUUUCAAUCCCGUCGACAUCUCCGCUGGCCCAUUUGGCACUGAGCACAUUCGAUUGGAGAAUUUUCCCGUUCUGGAGAAGGUGGCGCCUAACCCGGCGUUCAUCGAGCAGAUCCCGGAGAACCCAGGCAACUACAGCGUUGACCUGGCCAAGAUCAUGAAGACAUCGGUUGCAUUCCACUACCAGCUGCACAUCGAGAAUAACAGCAUUGCAUCACUGGCGCCCAUCAUACUGACCCCGCUAUGGAAAGCAGAACCAUCACAGGUUUCUGCUAUCCUCAACUAUAGCCUCAAUCCACAGUUUGAUCUGCGAGGUGCAUCAAGCGUCACAGUCCGCAACCUCGUCCUAGUCAUCCGCCUCGAGCCCGGGUCCAGAGCUACAUCAUGCCAGUCCAAACCCGCAGGCACCUUCAGCCGCGACAAGGGCCUUAUCUACUGGCGACUCGGCGACGUGACGCUCGGUCGCGACCAGCCUGCACAAAGCAUCCGCGCGCGCUUCGUCACAGAGGGCGAAGCGAAGCCCGGCAACACUGAAGCAAGAUGGGAGAUCAACGGUGCCGAGUCUCUGACGCUCGGCAGCGGGCUUGGUGUUAGUGUAAGCGAGACAGAGGAGAAGGGCGAGGUGGAGGCAGAUCCGUUUGCGGAUGAGGAUGCGGUGUCUUCUGCUGCGCCGAGUGUGAUGUGGAAGGCUGUGCCCAGCGUCAAGCGGAUCACGAGUGGAACGUAUCUUGGUGUGUAGUUGGGUGGGAUAAUGGGCUAUUGUGAGAGUGAGAGUAAUACCGUGAUUCUUGUAAAUAUCGUUAGUCGUAGUCGUAGUCGUUUUGGUCGAGGUUCAAGUCAUUGCUCCUUCACCG